GUGCCGGUGUGAAGUACCCGGAGGAGACGCCCACUUUCGCAAAAAGCGAGCUUGUAGAGAGAGUUGCUGUUGGAGUUGCUGCUUGUUUUUGUUCUUUUGCCAACAAUUAUCCAGCCAAUUUGUACUCUGACUCUGCAUAAUAGUCAACCAUGAACGUGAUCCAGCGCCAAUUACGCCUUCUGGUUCAGCCAUUAAAUCAGAAUUAUCAGAACGUGCGGUAUUUCUGGAGAUACCCUAAGUUCAAGAGAGGAAAUGGCGAGGAUCGCAGGGUGCCUAAAGAACCUGACGAAAGAGCACCUUACGUACAACAUUAUGGUUUCAAUUAUUAUCCCAGACCUAAUGAGGUAGAAAUUCCAUAUACACCAAGUAAAUUGCUGAUGGUUCAAAGGGUUGCACGUUGGUCCGGUAACCCUAAAUGGGAUAAAAAAAUUCUAAAGGAUUUGGGACUCAACAAAAAUAUGGGUGAGGUUGUGCUUGUGAAGAAUACACCUCAGAUGAACAAACUGCUUUAUCAAGUCAAACACCUUAUUAAAAUAAAGCCAGUCGUUUUCCCUAAUGGUGAACCUACAGCAGACGAUGUCAAGGUCUUGGGAGCUACGGUGCUUAAUGAAUACGGAGAAAUGGAGGUCCGAAAAUCUCUCAAGCCACCAACACUUAGUUUGCCACCUCCCGAAAUAUCAGAAGCACCUCCAAAGUCUGCCAAAGAAUUGGGGACUCCAAGCGACGAAACGAUGAGGAGGCAUUUACGCAUGAAGUGGCUCACAGGCAUGGACAAUAGUGGUUUUGUUUAAUGUUCGAAGGGGAUUUUGUGAGAUAAUAUAUAAGAGUAGUUGUUCGAUCUACAAAGUAAUUGUCAGUAGAUAUUUAAAAAUAUACAAAAUAAAAGUUUUGCCUUUAGGCAGGUUAAAUCACAU
Messenger RNA from Neocloeon triangulifer, 914 nucleotides. RefSeq lists its product as uncharacterized. The transcript has 4 exons. The record is from RefSeq and is a predicted model, not a curated record. The coding region runs from base 150 to 791 and encodes 213 amino acids. Gene Ontology annotation, cellular component: large ribosomal subunit; mitochondrion. Gene Ontology annotation, molecular function: structural constituent of ribosome. Gene Ontology annotation, biological process: translation. Lineage: Eukaryota; Metazoa; Arthropoda; Insecta; Ephemeroptera; Baetidae.